Molecule: messenger RNA, 1778 nt
Organism: Cherax quadricarinatus
Lineage: Eukaryota; Metazoa; Arthropoda; Malacostraca; Decapoda; Parastacidae
Source: RefSeq, a predicted model, not a curated record
ACACAAUCAUGAGGACUCGCCAUCUGCCCUUUCCCUGCUGUGAGUACUAGUCGCGAGUACUGCUGAGUCGUGAGUACUUAGCUGUGUGCUACACUCCCCUAACAUGAGUGACUGUGAGAGAGAGCACUGCGUCCUGGCACUACUGCUGCUACUGCUAGUGUUCGACUCUUGUCAUGCAGAAAGAUCUGUUGGAGGCGAUGGUGUUGGCCCUCCAAUGAUACAACAGAAAUACAUGGUGAUGUGGACGGAGGUGGCUACAGGACCUUUCAGUGUGUGGGUGGAUAAUAACGACGACUUGAAGUCCAUUGCAUGUAGUAGCAACGACAACUGCACGGCCGCUCUCUACGGUCUUGACGUCGCUCUCUCCUACGACACAUCUUUGCCCUCCGAACCUUAUUGUAGAUUUGCACACAGUGAGCACCAGGAUCAUCAAGAUGGCUUGGGAUACUGCACCUGCGGACCGGAAAAAUGCGUCUCUUACAGUAGGGAAUACAACAACAACGGCGAACCCUUUUAUUAUUGUGGACCUUGUGGAUGGGUUGGGUCGGAGUGCUACAACACGACCUGCACUCACCCACUGGCAGAGUGCAUAAACGACUACUGCGAGUGUCUUAACUACGGCCUUUUCUACGACCUCAGUUACUGUUACAUACCUUUCUACGGCAAGGAGCUAGUGGCUGUAAUGCUGAUUACAACUAUUAUCGUCGUGAUACUCUGCACGUUUCUUGCCUACGGCUACCACAGGCUGAGGAAUCGUUCGCGACGAGGCUUCCCUGAAAGCUGGUUCAGAGGAAACGUAACACGGCAGUCAGUGCUGGUGGUGGAAGAGGAGAUGGAGAAGGGGGAGGAGGAGGAAGAGAAGAAAGAAAUAGAUGGUAUCGCGGAUCCACUGGUCGACGACAAUUUUUCCGCCCUCUCUUUUCCCAUCCCCCAUCUCCCAGCCUUGCGUUACGAGGAUGUGCCCUGUUCCGUGGAUGAGAAGACUUGUAACAUCGAAGAACUCUCCUGUCGGUCUGAUGAAGAUUGCGAGGACGCUUUUCCAAACCUUCAACUGGCCAUAGACCUGGGCAAGGACAGCACUGUGCCCUCCCUGCCCUUCUGCACCAAUCACUUUACUCGUAGUCAUUCGACUUGCCUUCCAGGUUACGUUGGUUCAGAGUGCAGGAACAAGUCUUGUACUCACACGAUGGCUGAGUGCGUCGACUCCUUCUGUGAGUGCAGUGGAGGCGGUAUAUUCUACGAGUUCAGCUUUUGUGACAUUCCUUUCAUGGGCUACGAGACAGCUCUUCAGAUAGUCAUCAUCAUCUGCAUAGCCAUCGCCUGCUGCAUGAUAAUUGCCUCUUUGUAUAGCAUCUUCUUCGGGAGACGCUUGCCAGGAAGGGUUCCCAGGUUGCUUCUUAGACGCCGGAGGCACGAAGGAACUCGGGAGUCCCCUGAGAGGGACGCGCCGCCGAGCUACGACGAGGUCGCUAAUAAACUUCCUACGUACCAAGAUGCACUCAGGAUGGCAACCCUCGUAAGCUUUUUCCUGUGUAAAUUUGUGUCGUGUAAAUUCAUGUUUGGUGGAAGCUUUAGCAGGAGGGUGGAGAGAGAGAAAGAGAGAGAGAGAGAGAGAGACUUCUGCUACACUAUAAAUGCAUCAAACUCUGUAGAAAGAAAGAAAAUUAAAUCUGUGGCAUAACUAAGGGAGGACUUAGAAAAGCAUUCAGUUCCCCUGAGCAGAUUCAGUGUCUCUUGUUCUCCACUCCCCGAUGCUUUUCCUUCAGCUGUUGUAGCUU